CUUUUUUACUUUUUUACUUUUUUUUUUUGAACAGUUUCGGAUUUUGGAUUUUGCUGUUCGUUCUCGCGUUUGUUCAUAUCAAAAACCUACCCUAUUCAAAAAAACCAUGUCCCACUCCAAGCCGCUUGAAUCAAGCCAAGGCCCGCUCGCCUACCUGCAGUCGAACGCAGGCUUUGUUGCCAGCACGGUGGUCGCGCUCGGCGUCGCUGCUGCGAUUGUGACGCGCGAUGCCGCCAGCAAGAACGCCGCGACGGUUUCUGCCGCCAUCCAGAACUCGACCGCUGCUCCCCAGGGCUUCCUGAUGACCCAGAUUGACGCCCUCAGCAAGCUCGUCGACUCCCACUUGGACGUGACCCCGCUCACCUUCAAGCUGGCCAUUGCCGUUCUUGUGCUUGGCGCCAUCCUUCUGCUCGACCAGAUCAACUACCGUCGCCGCAAGCAGUCGCUGCCCGGCCCCAAGUGGGUCCCGCCGCUGAUUGGCUUCUUCUACGACUCGGUCAACCCCAAGUUUGAGGGCUACAUGGCGCAGUGGAACCUUGGCCGCAUCUCGUUCACGUCCGUCUUCCAGCACUUUAUCAUGAUUGGCUCGGACAAUGACAUUUCGCGCUACUUUUUCAACACACCCGGCUCGUUCGUGCCCUGCCUCGUCGCCUCGAUGAAGACCAUCAUCUGCCCCGACAACUUUGUCUUCCUUGGCGGCAAGGCGCACGUCGAGUACCGCAAGUCGCUCAACCCGCUCUUCACCCCCGCCGCACUCACCUCGUACCUGCCUCUCCAGUUCGAGUCGUACCAGAAGCACGUCGACAUGUGGCUUGAGAACAAGGGCAAGUCUCUGCAGUACCAAAUACCGAUUCGCGAGCUCAACAUGGACACGUCCCUCAACGUCUUUUGCGGCAAGUACAUGCCCGACGACGUCCGCAUGAAGAUCUCUGAGCGCUACUAUGACAUUACUGCUGCUCUCCAGCUCGUCAACUUCCCCUUCGCCUUCCCCGGCACCAACGUCUACCGCGCCGUCCAAGCCCGCAAGUACAUUGUCUCUGAAAUCCAAAAGUGCGUCGUCCUUGCGCGCGCCUCCAUGGCCAAGGGCAACCCUUCCACCUGCCUGCUCGACACCUGGCUCCAGACCCAACUUGCCGCCAAGGCCAAGGCCGACGCGGCUGAAGACGACGAGAACUUUGUCCCGCCGCGCCAGUUCUCGGACGCCGAGAUGGCGCUGGUCGUGCUGACCUUCAUCUUUGCCUCGCAAGACGCCUCGACCGCCUCCGUCACCUGGAUGCUCCAGUGCCUCGCAGACAACCCCGACGUCCUGGCCAAGGUUCGCGAGGAGAACGCCCGCGUCCGCCCCAACAACGAGCCCGUCAGCGGCGACAACGUCAAGGACCUCGUCUACACCCGCCAGGUCGCCAAGGAGGUUCUCCGCUACCGCCCGCCCGUCAUCAUGGUGCCCUACGCUGCUUCCAAGGACGUUGUCCUCGAGGACGGCACCAAGAUUGCCAACGGCACCAUUGUCAUUCCCUCCAUCUACCCGUCGCUGCACGACCCCAAGGUCUACGCCAACCCCGACAAGUUUGACCCCGACCGCUUUGGCCCCGAGCGCCAGGAGGACAUCAAGUCGCCCCGUAACUGGCUCGUUUUCGGCCACGGCACCCAUCUUUGCCUCGGCCGCGAGUACGCCGUCUCGCACCUGCUGGCAUUCAUGGCCUACAUUUCCAUGCGCUGCGACUGGAAGCACAACCGCACCGCCGAGAGUGACGACAUUACUGUCUUUGCCACCAUCUAUCCCAAGGACCAGCUCCACCUUGAGGUGACCGAGCGAACUGCCUAAAUGUCCUUUGAAAUUGUUGUGGAAAGCGGUAUUGUAUUGGUUAAAUUUGUUUUUUUGUUCGGCGUGAGUUUGUUAUUUGUCGUCGUUCCUCGAUUUGUAUUUUUUUCUUCUUCUUCCAUCCCUGCUCCCCCCAACCAAAUUGCGUUGGAUGUGGGGAUGUUUUUCAUUAAACCCUACAGUAUGAAACC
This is a messenger RNA of Capsaspora owczarzaki ATCC 30864, 2013 nucleotides long. RefSeq names its product cytochrome P450 sterol C-22 desaturase. The transcript is spliced from 2 exons. Bases 107 to 1825 code for a protein of 572 amino acids. Gene Ontology annotation, molecular function: heme binding; iron ion binding; oxidoreductase activity, acting on paired donors, with incorporation or reduction of molecular oxygen. Gene Ontology annotation, biological process: sterol metabolic process. The record is from RefSeq and is a predicted model, not a curated record. Lineage: Eukaryota; Filasterea; Ministeriida; Capsasporidae.